Molecule: messenger RNA, 597 nt
Organism: Penicillium longicatenatum
Lineage: Eukaryota; Fungi; Ascomycota; Eurotiomycetes; Eurotiales; Aspergillaceae
Exons: 1
Coding region: 1-597 (198 amino acids)
Source: RefSeq, a predicted model, not a curated record
AUGCGCGGGACAGCCCCCCACCCCAUCAUUCAUAUCAAUGGCUUCCCCGGCACUGGAAAGCUAACAGUCGCUCAGUAUCUGGUCACGCAUGUUACCACUGUAGAUCUGAAGCUAAUCCAUAACCACCUUCUCAUCAAUCCCGCUGACGCCGUUCUACACCGUACCCAACCAGGGUACCAGGCUCUCCGGCGUGCUCUUCGCAGCGCCAUCUUUACCUCCUUGGCCGAGCCCGCCACACUCGAUACAACCUACCUGUUCACUGACUUUCAAACAACGAAUGAACUUGGUACUAGUGUAUGCGCAGAGUACGCACAGGCAGCGAAAGACCGAGGCUGUCUACUGAUUCCCAUUGUUCUGACCUGCGAUGAAGAUGAGAAUAUCAAGCGCAUAACGCAGUCGGGGCGUGAAAAGCAUGCAAAGCUUAUGGAUGUGGAGCUGCUGAGAAUUUUUCGCGAGGGAGCACCGAUUUUUAAGCUGGGCGAUAGAAAGGAGUUUCUAGAGAUUGAUGUGACAUGUUUAGAGCCGGAGGAGGUUGCAAGGGUUAUUUGGGAGCAUGUUUUACGGGUGUGUCCACAUAUAGGUGGUGGAUGGUCUUGA